Trichoderma atroviride IMI 206040 is the source of this 531-nucleotide messenger RNA. RefSeq lists its product as uncharacterized. Gene Ontology annotation, cellular component: mediator complex. Gene Ontology annotation, biological process: regulation of transcription by RNA polymerase II. Gene Ontology annotation, molecular function: transcription coregulator activity. Lineage: Eukaryota; Fungi; Ascomycota; Sordariomycetes; Hypocreales; Hypocreaceae. The record is from RefSeq and is a predicted model, not a curated record.
AUGACCUCACCAGAGGAUAUCGUCAUGGGAGACGAGAGAGAAGAGACCGCUCAGCCUCAAGUUCCUUUCACGUUGGAGGAAAAUAUCUCUCAGCUCAAUGCCAUCGACAAAUCCAUGGUCCAGCUUAUGAACCACACAGCCGCUGCGCUCGGCGCCCUCACAACGCCGGAAUCAUCCAGCGACAGCAGCGCUCCAGCAUCAGUAGACUCGGCGGCACAAAAGGAGGUAUUUCGACAGGCAACAGAUACUUUUCUGAGUACACUUCACAGCAUCGAUGUACGAAUGAAGCGACAGAUUCUCGCGCUUGAAGAGGCGGGCAUCGUUAACCUUUCUUCUGGCGCACCCCGUCAAGGCCCUAAUCCUAGUAUCAAGCCGUCUCUCAAGCCUAAUGGAGUUGGAGCCAUUGGAAAUCUCGAUGUUGGAUGGCUAAACAGUCGAGGAACAAAGGUGGAGCGAGAUAUGGAGCUGGAGCUGUGGAAACGGACUCGGGAGAUUCUUGAAAAAGAUGAUGGCAAUAUCAAGAAGGAAUAA